Aplysia californica (California sea hare) is the source of this 3765-nucleotide messenger RNA. Its product is annotated as transcription elongation regulator 1. The record is from RefSeq and is a predicted model, not a curated record. Gene Ontology annotation, molecular function: RNA polymerase binding; transcription coregulator activity. The transcript is spliced from 22 exons. NCBI's taxonomy places the organism in Eukaryota, Metazoa, Mollusca, Gastropoda, Aplysiida, Aplysiidae. The coding region runs from base 24 to 3482 and encodes 1152 amino acids. Gene Ontology annotation, cellular component: nucleus.
UAGAAUAAAUAUUCAUUAGCAUCAUGGCCGACAUGGAGGCUAUUGACGCGAUGGGCGAUAAUGUACAAGACAAUAAUGGCCCAAGUCCUUCCAUGAUGGAUGAAGAGGAUGAGGAUUUGCGACGCAACGAUAAUAGUUCAGAAAAUGCAAAUAUGGACAAUUCCAUGGAUACUGGUGGAAGGAUGAAUAACCAUCAGGACAUGGGUAAUGACAUGGGCAUGAUGGGGAAUGAUGGCGGAGGCAUGAACGACAAUCAGCACGGAGACAUGGGUGGUGGGCCAAUGGAUGGUGGAAUGCAGAACGACCAAUUUAAUAAAUUCAACAACAGAUUUCCUGGACCCAGGGGGCGAGGUUUCAUGGGUCCACGCGGACUCGGUGGACCAAGAGGAAUGCCACCAUUUGGACGACCCCCGAUGAAUAGGUUCAGAGGACCUGGGGGACCAAUGGGAAUGCGGGGCCCUCCCAUGGGGAUGAGAGGGCCGCCGGGGAUGAGAGGACCACCGAGAGGACCUCCUUUUGGGAGGCCUCCCUUUGACCCAAACUUUGGUCCUCCUGGUAUGGGGCCACCUAAUCAAGGAAUGCGGCCACCUAUCAAUGGACCUGGACCAGGCCCCGGUGGACCAAUGAUGGGAGGACCACCAGGUAUGGGUCCAAAUGGACCAGGGCCAAUGGGACCCAAUGGGCCUGGGCCCGGGCCCAUGGGACCCAACGGUCCUCCUGGACCUGGCCCUAUGGGGCCUCCUGGACCCAUGGGGCCUAAUGGGCCUGGACCUGGACCAGGGCCUAUGGGACCACCUGGGAUGCCUCCACCUGGCAUGGGCCCCCAAGGAAUGGGAAUGAACCCAAAUAAUCGUCCAAUGAUCCCGCCCCCGAAUUUCCCACCUCCAAAUUUUUCCAUGCCGCCUCCUGGAUUUGGAGCUGGUAUGCCUCCGGCAAUGAUGGGGAUGACAGUUCCCCCUCCAGUACCACAGAACUUGCCUCCACUCGACCCCACAACCCAAGACAUCUGGGUAGAAACUAAAUCUCCAGAAGGGAAGGUGUAUUACUAUAGUGCACGUACUCGAGAAGCUGCAUGGUCCAAGCCGGAAAAUGCUAGGAUUGUGUCACAGGUGGAAUGGGAGGCUUUCCAGACCAGCCAAGCUCAGGCUCAGGGUGGGGUUGCACCUGCUGUGUCUGGAGGGACCAGUACUGCUGCGCAGGCUGCUGUUGCUCAAGCUCAAGCUGCUUCCCAGCAAGCACCAGUUGGGAAUGCUGACCAGACUACUCUGCCACCACCAGCAGCUGCACCAACGCCAGCUUUCAACCCAAGCCUUUUACCGCCAGGAUUUAUGAACCCAUUCAUGCCCCAGCCAGCUGCAGCAACUGCAGCUCCAGCUGCCGUAACUACAGCUCCAGCCACAGCAACAGCGCCUCCGACUGAAGCACCUGCUCCUAUUGCAAAGGACGCCACUGUUCAGAAACCCCCAUCAUCUCAGCUUCCGCCAAAGCCCCCUGAAGUUGCAGAAUGGUCAGAGCACAAAAAUGCAGAUGGCAAGAGUUACUACUAUAAUUCUCGAACACUUGAAUCAACAUGGGAUAAACCUCAGCCCCUUGUGGACUGGGAAGCAAAGAUUGAGAAGUUGAACAAUGCAAGUUCUCAGCCUCCUGCUCAACAGCAGAGUUCUUCAGAACAGUCAAAGACAGAAGGAGGGGACAGUUCAGACGAGUCUGACAAAGAAGACAAAGAGGAGACUUCGAAAGAAGAUGAGGAGAUGACUGAAGAACAAAAGCAGGCUGAAAAAUCAAGGCCAGUGUCAAGUACCCCGGUGCCAGGAACUCCAUGGUGUGUAGUAUGGACUGGAGAUGGCAGAUGCUUCUUCUACAACCCAAGUCAGCGUCUCAGUGUAUGGGAGAAACCUGAGGAGUUGCAGAAUAGACCAGAUGUUGACAAACUGUUGUCGAAUAAGCCAGAUCCAAAGGGAGGUGAAAAACCAAAGGAAGAGAAGGAAAGAGAAAAGGAAGAGGAAUCAACUGGAGAGCCACCAAAUAAAAAGAAAAAGACUGAAACAGAAACAAAGGAAGAGAAAAAAGAAGGUGGUCCCAAACAGAUUGACAUAGGCAAGGAAGCAGCGAUCGAGGCUGAGGUGCUUGCAGCACGUCAGAGAGCUAUUGUUCCCCUGGAGAUCAGGAUGAAGCAAUUCAGAGACAUGCUUGCUGAAAAGGAGGUGUCUGUCUUUUCCACAUGGGAGAAAGAAUUACACAAGAUCGUUUUUGAUCAGCGGUACCUAUUGCUGACUUCUCGUGAGCGCAAGCAAGUGUUUGAGCAAUAUGUUAAAGAAAGAGCAGAGGAAGAACGUCGUGAAAAGAAUCGUCGCAUCAAGGAGAAGAAGGAGGCCUUCCGCCAGCUGCUGGAAGAAAGCAAACUACAUGGGAAAUCGCUAUUCAGUGAUUUUGCCAGCAAAUAUGGAAAAGACGAACGCUUCAAAGGGAUUGACAAAAUGCGGGAGAGGGAGUCUAUUUUUCUGGAAUUUGUUAGUGAAGUCCGCAAGAAAGAGAAGGAAGAGAAAUCUGUCUUAAAGGAAAAGCUGAAGUCAGACUUCCUUAAGCUUCUGAAAGAAACUAGUGGUAUUGACCGCAACUCUAGGUGGAGUGAAAUAAAGAAAAAGAUCAACGGUGACCCUCGUUAUGAAGCAGUGGACAGCAGUACUCGUAGGGAGGAUUGGUUCAAGGACUAUGUCAAAGGGCUUGAUGAGGCUACUUCAGAAGAUGAAGAAAGAAAGGAACGUGAGAAGCAGGAACGCAUUGAAGCCAGUUUGAAGAAAAGAGAAGAGGAAGUAAAGCAAUCAUUGUCAACUUCCUUGAGAGAGAGAGACAAAGAAAGAGAACAGCACAAGAAAGAUGAAGCCAUUCAAACAUUCAAUGCACUUCUGGCCGAUCUGGUUCGCAAUUCUGAAGUGACGUGGCGAGACACUAGGAAACAGCUUCGUAAAGACCACCGAUGGGAAAUGACUGACAGUCUUGAGAGGGAAGAGAAGGAAAAGCUGUUUGAGACGCACAUCGAGGGACUGUUCAAGCGGAACAGAGCCAUGUUUCACUCUCUCCUGGAUGAAACAGAAAUUUCCCUUACUUCGACGUGGAAGGAAGUAAAAAAGCAAAUAAAGGAAGAUCCACGUUAUACCAAGUUUUCGUCAAGUGACAGAAAAAGAGAAAAGGAGUUCACAGUUUAUAUGCACGAGAAAUUCACAAAUGCUAAAGCUGAUUAUCGCAACUUGUUGAAGGAGACCAAGGUUAUCACAUACAAAACUAAGAAACUAGUUGAGGAGAGUGAAGGCCACCUUGAUGAUAUCGAGAAAGUGUUGGAGAAUGACAAACGUUAUCUCACCCUUGACUGUGUUCCGGAGGAGCGGCGCAAAAUUUUGAUGUCCCACAUUGAUGAGCUGGACACCAAAGGCCCACCUCCUCCUCCCACUGCUUCAGCUCCCACUCACAGGGGUGGAAAGUAAUUGGAUAUAUACUUUUAAAAUUCAUACAGUUGUACUUUUUUUUCCUGUGUAUUUUGUUUUACCUGUAUUGUUUGUUUUUUAAAACUUGGAUGUCUUGUUCCUGCUUCUGAGUACUAAGGGUCAGGGCCUUUGGCACGUCUUUUGUUUAAUUGAAAUAGAUGGCUCCUAAAUUGCUGUGACCUUGCAAAAAUGAUUCAAAAGUUAUUGUUCUGCAUUUCUCAUUCUUUUUGUUAAUGUAGGUCACUUUUUAAAACGUUCACAAUAAAAGAGGCUGAGUUCAUGA